AUGGCCGCCAUCGUAGCACCAAAACCCCUCCCGUUCCUCACCACCCUCACCACCCGCUCCUCACUUGCCCGCUUACCCACUCGGCGUUCCACCCAAACCUCCUGUUCCAGUGCCGGCCGCCGCGGUCCCGCUGUCGCGGCCAGUCCUCGUCCCGGCGUAGCUUGCAGGGUCCAUUCCCGCCUUAGGUCUCUUCUCCCUCCCAGCGCGGCAGCCUCGCCCCCAACCGCGGCAGCGGCGGAAGGCAUGUCUGACCCGGAGCUGAGGCUGGUGCUCGAGCUCGCUACCGACGAGGAGCUGAUGGAGGUGGAGGAGAUCCUCUACGGCACCAGGAGGUGGAGACCAUCAUACAGAGAUGUCUUGCUCAGAGUAAGAAAAAAAAUUGGCGUUCGAUGCUCUAGCAAAUUGUGUACUGCAGACCUUGAGGCAGAAAUAUUUCUUCACCUUGUGGAUGAAUAUUUAAGCUGCAUGAAAGACCAACUUUCAUUUCCAUGGGAUAAACAAAAAUCUCCAAAAGAAACCUCUAGCCUUGGUGCAAACAACUGGAAGGUGCUUACUUAUGUGGCUUGGAGGAUUGGAACAAAGGGAAUGGAAAAUACCUUUCUAAAGGGUGGUAGUGCAUUGACUUUGAAAACAAUAUAUGAAUCGUUAGCCAGUAGACUGUCUGGAAAACUGCUGAAGGAGGCUGCAAAUUAUGAGAUAAAGAAAGAACUUGUUAAGCAGGGUGGGCGGUUGGCUGCUGUUAACCUGGAGUCUAGAGCUGGUUUGCUUGCAGCUAGGCAGGGUUUGGCUCGGGCAGCAUCGAGAUAUGUUGGACUCAGGAGUGUCAUGACAUUUCUUGGACCAAUAUUGUGGGGGACACUCUUGGCUGAUAUUGUGAUUCAAAUGCUGGGCACGGAUUAUGCUAGGAUCGUCCAGGCAAUCUAUGCAUUUGCUCAGAUUCGUCUGACUCGGACAAGUUACAUAGAACCUGAUGAAGAAUGA
Miscanthus lutarioriparius is the source of this 981-nucleotide messenger RNA. The record is from the annotation of a GenBank genome assembly. NCBI's taxonomy places the organism in Eukaryota, Viridiplantae, Streptophyta, Magnoliopsida, Poales, Poaceae.